CAGUGGGAGGUGUGUGGUAGCCAGAAACAGCCUUCACCACCAAAUUAUGAUACAACUCAACAUUUCACGGUCCUAACCAGUCGUCAUCUGCUCUUAACUUGACCGCUGUAACCUCCAGGACGAUGCAUCAUUGAAUUAACGCCUGCAGAAACUUGAAAGCCGCUAGAAAGUGUUGUCAGUGGCUGUAAGCGCCCACACACACCUGCCACAGCCUGCACCACGCCCCAGCCAGCAGGGCGAGGGAGGCGGCGCUACACACAACGCUGAACACACCACCAAGCAAAGCAGGAGAGACGCAGCCACCCAAACCUUUGUGUGACGAGGGACUGACUGAGCUGGGCGUGUCGGAGGCUAUGGGCGAGGAGUUCACAGCGCAGGUCAGCCACACCAUGCAGCACGAUGAGUGCCCGCAGCUGUUCACCAAAGUCGGGGAUGCGUGUGUCUCCGUGUUCUACCCUGGCAAUCUGACGUGGGGCGAGGCUCACCAGUUCUGUCACACCAUCGGAGGGGAACUGCUCAACCUGAACCGCGACUACGCCUUCUACGCCACCCUCGUGCAGCACCUCAAGCAGGACCAGAUGACCGCUGACUUCUGGCUGGGAGGGACAAGGCAGAACGAAACCUCUCCUUGGAUCUGGCUGGACCGUUCCCCCAUUGACGUCAGCCUCCCCUACUGGGCCGUCAGGUACGCCGAGGGAUGCACACCACGGCUGGUAGAGAGUGUCCUGAACAACGCAACACGUCUCGCCAACCAGGGGCACUGCUACCACUUCAACAGGGCCCCCUCUGAGCCCAUGGCGGGACAGUGUCUGGCCCUCACCUACGAGAGCUACUUCCAGAUGUCAGACGAGAACUGCCUCACCUACAAGAGCCCGCUGUGUAUCAUGGAGAAGCACGUGGACUAGAGAGGUACUGCUGCAGAAGGCGCUGUAGAAGGGAUAGAGAAUGUUGUAGAAUGGUGGGAACUAACUAAUAACAUUGAUAAAUACUUAGUGAAUGUUUGCUGCGAUAGAACACAGAACAGGCUAAGGAACAUAACAUUAAUGGGAAUAUAGAAAACAUUUAGAGGGUGAACAGCUAAAGAACAGAAUACUACAGGUCAAAGAACAUUACUGGGAAUAUAAAACUAGAGAACAUAGUAGAGAACAAUGAGUAGAGAAUAUUGCUGAGGAAUAGAGAACACAGUAGCUUGAGAACAGAGGGGGCUUUAUAGAUUACCUUUUGAUAACGUAGACAGAUUUAGAAGUAUGUUAACUGGAGAACACAAUAUACACUUGAGGAAAUGCUGUACUGUAGAAACUGUAGAUUAUUUGUAGUUUGCAUGUAGUUACACCUGAGAAGUUAUUUGUUUUGUAAGAUGGAAAGAAAUUGUAUGUUUGUUGUAACUAAAAUAUUGUAGUCUUGUAUAAAUUAGAACAUUUGUAUAUUCUUGUAACAGUUGAAAUAGUGUUUACUUCAUGUUGAGACUGAAGAUUUGUAUAGUUGUUUUGUAGUAACACUUAAAAUUUGUGUAGUGUUCUGUAGUGACAUAAAUAAAUGGUUCUCUUAAA
This is a messenger RNA of Portunus trituberculatus (swimming crab), 1550 nucleotides long. RefSeq lists its product as uncharacterized. NCBI's taxonomy places the organism in Eukaryota, Metazoa, Arthropoda, Malacostraca, Decapoda, Portunidae. The record is from RefSeq and is a predicted model, not a curated record. Bases 354 to 905 code for a protein of 183 amino acids. The transcript is spliced from 6 exons.